This is a messenger RNA of Fusarium sp. VM40, 792 nucleotides long. NCBI's taxonomy places the organism in Eukaryota, Fungi, Ascomycota, Sordariomycetes, Hypocreales, Nectriaceae. The record is from the annotation of a GenBank genome assembly.
AUGUGGCUGCGAGCCCCUGCAAGCCAAGUGAUCUUGACCACGACAUCCGCUGCCACUUCUGCUGUGUCCACUGAGACAUCACCAGUUUCAUCAAUUGAAUCUGCAACAACGAUCGCGACUACAACGUCGGUGACUUCAGCCACUUCCGCUGCUGCCACUGAUUCAUCGGUCGAGACAACUGAUUCGCCAGUCACCCUCGGAACGGUUACAACGUCCGUUGUCAUCGAGUCUGUCGCCACCACCACGGCUGUCCCAACGACUGAGACUACAUCAGCUGAGCCCGUGCCCACCUUCACCAUGCUUGCUACUGGCCAGGGUCCCAUGGCGGGCAGAGGUUUACAAACAUUUCCAUAUGACAACGCCGUGGCUGCUUUUGAUGCCCCUCCUGGCGGCGAUCCCGAUUUGAAUGCAAAGGUCCUGCCUUUCACCAUCGACUCACAGGGUAGACUCGUCAACGAUAAAAGCUUUUUUCUUUGCGGACUUUACAGCCCGACAAACUCCUUGCUCGAUACCCCUGCCGUUGUUACCACCUGUCAUGACGAGACGCCGCAACAGCGAGUUUUCCUUACCUGCAAGCUUACUACUGAACUCAAGGUCCAGUGCUCGAUUCCGGCUAUCUCAUGUGUCUCGACGGGCGAUGCUCCGUGGGAUACUCCAAGUUGUCAGGCGGCUUCUGGUACUUGGGGCGUGUUUUCCACGUAUAUAAGGGGACCUGGUCAUGUGCUUUUUAUCGGAAAUGAGAACACCCCCAGCUACUAUGACCGCCUUGAGCUAGGUGUUCAGAAGGUGUAG